Talaromyces amestolkiae is the source of this 480-nucleotide messenger RNA. RefSeq lists its product as uncharacterized. NCBI's taxonomy places the organism in Eukaryota, Fungi, Ascomycota, Eurotiomycetes, Eurotiales, Trichocomaceae. The transcript has a single exon. The record is from RefSeq and is a predicted model, not a curated record. Gene Ontology annotation, biological process: regulation of DNA-templated transcription. Gene Ontology annotation, molecular function: sequence-specific DNA binding; DNA-binding transcription factor activity. The coding region runs from base 1 to 480 and encodes 159 amino acids.
AUGGCUCCAAUUGAUCUUGCACUCGAAUAUCUGCAGUCUCUAGAUCCAGAAGAAAAGAUAAACUACACACAAAUUGCCAAAAAAUUCGGCGUCGACCGCUCAACGCUGUCUAGACGAUACCGCCAAGUCAACGGCUCAAAGGAGGACCAAUACUACGCCCAAGCCUUAUUAGGCAAAGAGCAAUCGGCGCUUCUGAUCACUGUAGUGAACGAGUUUGCGAAACGUGGAGCGUCGCUCUCCAAUGCGAGGCUGGUGGAGUUUGCGAAGUUGAUGACGGGGAAAGAGCCCGGAAAGAAUUGGGCUUCGCGCUGGUUGAAACAGCAUUCGGAUCAGUUGGUUCCUAUACAGCAACGAGAUGAAGAUGAGGAAGAAGACUAUGAAAAAAUACAAGCUCUCAUGGAGGAAAUUGUGCUAUUCAAAUUGGAGCGCGAGAUUCUCAAACUUAAAAUUGCAAAAUUGGAAGACAAGGAUAACGAAUAA